CGCCGCCCGCCGCUCCUGCGCUGCCGCCGCUGCCCGAGCCUUCGCCUCCCGAUGAACCGCGAUGGGGGAAUGGACCAUCCUAGAGAGACUCCUCGAAGCCGCUGUCCAGCAGCACUCCACUAUGAUAGGGAGGAUUCUGCUGACCGUGGUGGUGAUCUUCAGGAUUCUUAUUGUGGCCAUUGUAGGAGAAACUGUGUACGACGAUGAGCAGACUAUGUUUGUGUGCAACACCUUGCAGCCAGGCUGCAACCAGGCAUGUUAUGACCAAGCAUUUCCCAUUUCUCACAUCCGAUACUGGGUAUUUCAGAUCAUCAUGGUGUGCACUCCUAGCCUCUGCUUUAUAACAUAUUCUGUUCACCAAUCUGCCAAGCAGAGGGAAAGGAGGUACUCCACUGUCUUCCUCACUUUGGACAGGGAUCAGGACUCCAUGAAGAGGGACGACAGCAAGAAGAUCAAGAAUACCAUUGUCAAUGGGGUGCUGCAGAACACGGAGAACUCCACCAAGGAGGCAGAACCUGACUGCUUGGAAGUAAAGGAAAUUCCUAACCCAGCUAUUAGAACCACCAAGUCAAAGAUGAGGCGGCAAGAAGGCAUCUCUAGGUUUUAUAUCAUUCAGGUGGUCUUCAGAAAUGCCCUGGAGAUUGGGUUUUUAGUGGGACAGUAUUUCCUGUAUGGAUUCAAUGUCCCAUCCAUGUACGAAUGUGACAGGUAUCCUUGCAUUAAGGAAGUGGAGUGUUACGUCUCCAGGCCCACUGAGAAGACAGUCUUCUUGGUCUUCAUGUUUGCCGUGAGUGGCAUUUGUGUGGUGCUCAAUUUGGCCGAACUGAACCACUUGGGCUGGAGAAAGAUCAAAAUGGCAGUGAGGGGAGUGCAAGCGAAACGGAAAUCCAUUUAUGAAAUCAGAAACAAAGACCUGCCACGUAUGAGUGUGCCUAACUUUGGCAGGACUCAGUCCAGUGACUCUGCUUACGUGUGAGGCUGUGGCAGAACCAGAGGACUUUGCUGGGGAUCACUGACCUACCGCGCAUUAGCAUUAGGGAAAGGACAUUGCUGAAGCAAUCAUUUCCUCAAACCACCAAGAAAGCCGUUAAGGUACUUGAUCUGCACUUUCUAAACCAGAUACAAAACUGUGUGCUAAAUCAAAGACUGAUGAAGAGAACAGCUAUACAACAACUUCAAUCUGGCCUUACAGCUCAGUUAUCUCCUCUCCCGAGUGGUCCAUUGCUGUUUGUUGACUGGAGCAUCUUUUCAACCGUCGUGAGGACAAGAAAAUGUUCCUAACUGAUGGGAAAUGUGUCUAGAAUGUUAUAUUGAAAAACGGCAAGGGAGCCAUUUUUCGAGGGAGGGUUUGGGGAGGGGGUCAUAGCAAUAUUCAAUUGCAAGCAUGUCUAUAAAAGCCGAGGGAGAGAUUUGCACUGUCCAGGCAUCUGACCGUGAAGCCUGUUAGUACAUCCAUGAGCUUCAUCUGAUGGAUGCCUGACUUUACAUGGUCAGCAUCACACAGUUGAUUACUGUGUAUGGUUAGCAUUUUUCUAUCCUUGUUUUUGUACAAAAACCAACUACACAAGAAACAGUAGUGCUGAAAAUACUUUUGCCAUUUAUUUAUUUUUUGUUUGCCUGCCUACUUACACCAGAGACCUUAAUCAUUAUUAUGCUAGUUGUGAUCUACCAAAUUCAUAAACAAAUAAAUAAACCACAGCUCCCUGCUAUAUGCAUACAAAUGAUUGAUCUAAAGUUCAGCCAAGUUAUGUAUUUACCAACAGGUUUUUUUUUUGGACACAUAUACCAAAGGAGUAGAAUUUAUCGCGAUUAACUGUGAAUAUAUGUCACCGCCUCUUUGCUCUUAUUUAUAUAAGUGCCAUACUUGAAGUUAAAGAAUUUAACUGUAUUUAGUCAAAGGCUUGGCAAGGGAUCCCAACUUGAAACCACAGGGUUUUAUAUCUACUUUUUAUUUUAAUCAAGCUUCCCCUUUCCUCUUUCCUUUAGUUACUGCAAUGGUGUAAAAAAAGCAGCUGAUAACUAUAUUGAUAAUAAAAUAAUUGCCUUUUUGUAAAAUAGAAAGUUAACUUUCUUUUAUAUAUACAUACUAUAUAUAAAUAUAUAUUACUAGCAUUGCAUUGUUAUAUGAAGAUGAAAUUUAUAUGGAUAUCUAUCUAGAACAUAGGGAUUAUUAUAUUACAGCCUCUUUUAUAUUCAUGGCCUGGAUAAUAUCCAAAACAUUUGGAUAUGAAACAUUUAUAUGAUUUUGGGUUGUUGUUUUUUACAAUGACAUGGUGCUAUAGUAGGGCAAUGAAUUUGGAUAAGUAGGAGAUGCAGCAUGAUCCAGAAAAUGCAGGUUUUACUAUUUGUGUGUAUAUGCAUGUGUGUGUGAAUAUUAUAUAUAAUCUCUCUCUCUCUCUCUACCCUUAACUUCCUUAUCAUUUUUCAUAAUGUGAGCCCUUCAGGGACAGAGAAGUAUGCUUUUCAAGUAUAUAAUUGUGACUACCUGGACGUUGACAGUGUUGUCUGCACACACACACACACACACACACACACACAGUCACACACAAACAAAAAUUGGUUAAAGCAUUCAAGUACAUAAACACAUAGGAAUUUGUUUUGGGAACCCAAAAAGUCACUGAAACCAACUAAGUAGCCUGGAAAAUUUAGAUUACAGAAAUCGUAAUAUUUCUAAGUAUUGAUUGCAUUAUGUUAAAUCCCCUAUAUGUGAAUGGGAUCCCCUCCCCUGCUUUCACCAGGACUUUAUAGGUCACGGAGGCCAUCCCAUAAACAAUCUAAUUGGAUAAAUUGGCACUUAUUCAAGGCUCAGACCAUUUUCACUGGGUUGUCUGUAUGAUCAAAUGCAUGGUGCAUUGCAGUAACUGUGCAUAUAUCUUGAUUUGAGAUCCAAUUCACAAAUUGCCUGGAAGUUGGGAAAGGAGAAGGAGUGCCUCACACUUCUUGCCCCCCCCUGCUUCUACUGUAAUGUGUGAAGCGGGCGCACAUAAUUCCCAACCUUUCAUACGAACUAUCCCUGACACACCAGGCUUUCCAUGACAGAACACUUUUGAAAUGCGAGUGAAAUUGGUUUUAACCCACAUCUAGGUUUCCUUCAUAUUCACAUUAGUCUGCCAUCCUAAAAUCAGGCCCAGCCCAGUCCAUAUCAAGGAAUCUCCUCCUCUGGAUUGGGGUGGGAGUAAAAUCAGAUUUGAAUAUGGAUAUGUCAUCUGCUUUCAAUAGAAUGUACACGCGGCCAUUUCCAUCCGCGUUUUGGUGCAACUAGCCAUGUGUAACUAACUACACAGGGCUAUUGUUUAUUUAUUUAUACACUGUCUUUCCUUAAAUGUUCAAGGCAACUUGAGCUGCAUUGGGAAGCACAAAGGACAGGGAUAACCAGUGGACUAGAUUGGUCUUAAAAGCUCAGUGCACACUGAGCUUUGAACCAAGGUAAUCCAUAACUAACAGAUAGGAAACUGUUAAGACUGAACACAUUUUAUUGUUAUUGAUGAAAACAAGGCUGCUUCCAUUUUAGAAUGGUAUUCAUUGUUCACUUCACAUGGACAUAUGCUUGCCUGUUGAAACAGACAAGCUUUGGCAGUAAGUUUGCAUUUAUUUAAAUGUACAUUUCUUUGUAGACUUCUGAAGCAAAACCCCAUUGACCACUGUAUUGUGCUUUACACUUGUAAAAUCUGACCACCUUUCAGUGCAGAGAUGUCAUUGCUAUUGUGAAAAUGCUUGGAAAAUUCAGGGCAUACCACUCAAUGCCAUAGUUGUUUACUGUAGGCAGCUACUUCUAUCAGAUUAAGCUGUGAAUGAAGUGCUGAAGUUGGAUUCCAGUCCAUGGAACAAUGUCUGUGAGCAACUCAUUCUUACUUCAUUGAGGCUAAUGUGGGAGCAGCACUUGGUGGAUUGAGUUUGAAAUCGAUAAUCCUAAAUACACUUGCUGGGAUGUAACGCCAGGCUGGUUCACACAUGUGUGUAUGCCCCUUGGCUUUUCUACAUGUGGACAUUGUACACCUGAAGACUGGCUACUUACCAGUUUGGGAGCCGACUCCACUGAAAAGUGUUGUGCUUUGAAGUGGUAUUAAAACGUCCCAGCAGCUGUGUUAUGUUGUAUGAACUAUUCACACAUGCAAGCCAGUCAACAAGUGGUGUAUGUGUGAAUCAGGUCAUCCGCUCUAAUCAGCUUGUGCUACUUUCAAGAAAGUGCAUUUAGGAUUGCAGUGCCAAUUUGCUGCUUAACCCUUUCUGUCUCUUAUAAAUAAUGGUCAUCAUGAGGUUGCGUCAACAUGUGAGGUAGAGGAAGGAUAUGGGCUGCUUUAAAACAUGCCUUUUUCAUUAUUGUUUCAUUAAAAUGAAUGGUUUUUAAUUGAUUAUGGAUCCCUCCCUCCAUUUGAAAGUACUUGUGACUGUUUCAGUGCAUACUCCUACUAUCUAAUAAUAUGUAACUGCAGAGCAUGAAUGUUAUUUUUAGAAGGCAAACAUGGCAGCUAAAGAUCUCCAUCGGUAGUAUAACAAACUCCUAAAGAAUAUUUUUUAUACAUAGGCAAAUCUGAUUUUCUUUUUAUACACCACUGGGAUAACCUUAAACAGCUCCUUUACAUGGGAAUUACAUUAUUGGUACUAGUAGUAAUAGUAGUAGUAGCAGCAGCAGCAGCAGUGGUAGUGGUAGUAUUAACAGAAGCAACACUAGCCACAGUAAUAGUGGUAGUAAUAGUAUUAGUAAAAAUAAUAAGUAAACUGUAAUGCACAAUAAACAAUAGGCUGUGUAGAAAGAACCUACUUAAACUCACUGAUGUCAGUGGCUAAAUACCAAUGGAUUUCACUAGUUCUGGAUCAUGCUCAGCAUAAUUAAAUGUGUACAGAUUCCAUAGUGUUAGGUCCAUGUUUUAAGUUCUCAGUAGUAUAUGUAGAAAAUAAUGGUGAAGGCAUGCCUUGAAACCUGUCAGACGAUACAUUUCAAUGCUUUUAGUGAAAAGCACAAAAAGGGUAAAUACUAAAAAGCAAUGCCAGUGACUUUUAUUUUUCACUACAGCAGCUUUUAUAUAGGCGAUGCACAUCUUGUUUACUAGAUUGGAAACAUGCAAAUGGAUGGGAAUAAAAUGGAAUAUUAACAUGA
Molecule: messenger RNA, 5098 nt
Organism: Podarcis muralis (Common wall lizard)
Lineage: Eukaryota; Metazoa; Chordata; Lepidosauria; Squamata; Lacertidae
Gene: GJD2
Product: gap junction protein delta 2
Biological process (GO): cell-cell signaling
Cellular component (GO): connexin complex
Molecular function (GO): gap junction channel activity
Source: RefSeq, a predicted model, not a curated record